GAGCGCGAGGCGCCGGGAGACCCAAGUCCCCGGGUGGAGCCGCCUACCUGCAGCUGCCGCCCACGGCCCGUCAGCCACCAUGGAGCUUAUGCUGCGUUUUGUGCUCCUGUGGGGACUCGCUGAUUUCUCCAGAAGUUUAAGUAUAGCUACUCCUUCUGAACAGAUGAUUGAAAAAGCCAAAGGGGAAACUGCCUAUUUGCCAUGCAAAUUUACCCUUAGUCCAGAAGACCAGGGACCUCUGGACAUUGAAUGGCUGCUAUCACCAGCUGAUAACCAGAAGGUGGAUCAAGUGAUUAUCUUAUAUUCUGGAGACAAAAUUUAUGAUGACUACUAUCAAGAUUUGAAAGGACGGGUACAUUUUACAAGUAAUGAUCUCAAAUCUGGUGAUGCCUCAAUAAAUGUAACAAAUUUACACUUAUCAGAUAUUGGCACAUAUCAGUGCAAAGUAAAAAAAGCUCCUGGUGUUGGAAAUAAGAAGAUUCAGCUGACAGUUCUUGUUAAGCCUUCGGGUACAAGAUGUUACGUUGAUGGAUCAGAAGAAAUCGGAAAUGACUUUAAACUAAAAUGUGAACCAAAAGAAGGUUCACUUCCAUUGCGAUAUGAAUGGCAAAAACUGUCUGACUCUCAGAAAAUGCCCACUUCAUGGCUAGCAGAAAUGACUUCACCUGUUAUAUCUGUAAAAAAUGCUACUACUGAGUAUUCUGGGACAUACAGUUGUACAGUCCAAAACAGGGUGGGCAUGGAUCAGUGCCUGCUACGCCUGGAUGUUGUGCCUCCUUCAAACAGAGCUGGAACAAUUGCAGGAGCUAUUAUAGGAACUUUACUUGCUCUAGUGCUCAUCAGUCUUCUUAUCUUUUGUUGCCGUAAAAAGCGCAGAGAAGAAAAAUAUGAAAAAGAAGUUCAUCAUGAUAUCAGGGAAGAUGUGCCUCCUCCAAAGAGCCGAACAUCCACUGCCAGGAGCUACAUUGGCAGCAAUCAUUCUUCCCUGGGAUCCAUGUCUCCUUCCAACAUAGAAGGCUAUUCCAAGACUCAAUAUAACCAAGUACCAAGUGAAGACUUUGAACGUGCUUCUCAGAGUCCGACUCUCCCACCCACUAAGGUAGCUGCCCCUAAUCUCAGUAGAAUGGGAGCGGUGCCGGUGAUGAUUCCAGCACAGAGCAAGGAUGGGUCUAUAGUAUAG
This is a messenger RNA of Orycteropus afer afer, 1180 nucleotides long. The record is from RefSeq and is a predicted model, not a curated record. NCBI's taxonomy places the organism in Eukaryota, Metazoa, Chordata, Mammalia, Tubulidentata, Orycteropodidae.